Microthlaspi erraticum is the source of this 222-nucleotide messenger RNA. The record is from the annotation of a GenBank genome assembly. Lineage: Eukaryota; Viridiplantae; Streptophyta; Magnoliopsida; Brassicales; Brassicaceae.
AUGACCUCCAUCUUUUCAGACCUGAUAGAGGAGAUGGUAGAAGUCUUCAUGGACGAUUUCUCAGUCUAUGGAGCAUCCUUCUCCUUAUGUGAGAAAGUGAUGACUCUUCAAAUGAAGAAGGAGAGGAGGUUGAUCAAGAAAUUGAGGGAAGUGAGCAUGAGAGCAAUGAGAAUGUACCAAUGGAGGAGGCUAAGUCAGAAGAAGAGGAGGAUGAGCUCCUAA